UAUUCCGCUGAUCAAUCUUCUACUCGUGCACCACAUCAUUGUAGUCGGUAUGCAGACAGUGACUUAUUCGCGCGUAGGCUCGCUGGAAAUCCAGCUAGACAUCAGGCUUCCCCCUUCUCCGACAGCAGGUGCCUUGCCGGCUGUCGUGCAUUUUCAUGGUGGCGGAAUGACCACGGGUGCACGGUCGGGAUAUGACUGCUGGCAGUGGCUGAUAGACUCGACGCUAGACAAGGGCAUGAUGUUCAUGUCUGCCGAUUACCGCCUUAUUCACCCCUCCACGGGCUUCGACAUCAUCGAGGACGUCAAAGCGCUGAUGAAAUUCCUCGCAGACCCGUCCUUCUCCGAGAACCACCUCCCAGCAGGUCUCUCGCUCGACGCGAGCCGCAUCGGCGUGGCCGGCGUGUCUGGGGGUGGCUAUGCCGCCCGCGCGGCAGCGAUCUAUGGCGAGCCCAAGCCUCGGGCAGUCUACCUGCUCUACUGCAUGGGAGGUGACCUCCUCUGCGACCACUGGGUCGCGGAUAAGGGCGACUCCAUCUUUAACAAUGCCCCUCCCAUCCCCCGUACGGCCGUCGCGCACCUCCUGGACGCGCCCAUUUCCCCGACGGCAGGCAGCGCUCUGACACCCGGUCCCGGGAAGUGGCACGACGAGCAGGGACGCAUGUCACUCUUUCCGUACUGGGGGCACACCGGAGAACUGCUCGACUACGUCCUCGGCGAGCCCAUCUCCGCGACGCUUCGCGCCCUGCCCGCCGCCAAACGUGCCGCAGCUGUCCCUGAACGCCUUCGCCCCGCACUGCUGGAGACGCAGAUCGACGUGUCGUUCCCGCCGACGUUCCUCCUCCACGGCGACGCGGACGUGACGGUUCCCCUGUCUGAGUCGCAGAAGACGGUCGAUCGCCUGCGUGAGCUUGGUGUGAAGACUGAGCUGGAGAUCGUUCCCGGCGGAGGGCAUGCGCUCAUGAUGCAGGUGGCAGUCCCGCCUGAGUUCUGCCCUGGAGCGGCUGAGGCUCAUGAGAAAGGCAUGCAGUUCCUCGCUCGCGAGCUGUUGGAUAGUGUCACUACACGGUAGGAUGCAGAUGCAGCACUAGCAUGCCAUUCGCUACGAGUUACAAAGCAUCGUACCUUGGCUCUCGGCUCCUGGUACACGCAAUUGGGCCGUCCCGACUUUUGAGGCCAUAAAAUGAUGCCUGUUUGCCAUCAGCCGGCGCAUUAGUUUGUAGUGACGAGCCCGUGGUGACUCGUGAAC
Fomitopsis serialis is the source of this 1246-nucleotide messenger RNA. Its product is annotated as Alpha/Beta hydrolase protein. The transcript has 2 exons. The record is from RefSeq and is a predicted model, not a curated record. Gene Ontology annotation, molecular function: serine-type peptidase activity. Gene Ontology annotation, biological process: proteolysis. Lineage: Eukaryota; Fungi; Basidiomycota; Agaricomycetes; Polyporales; Fomitopsidaceae. Bases 50 to 1069 code for a protein of 339 amino acids.